AUGAAAUUGAGGCACAGCCUAGGUCCAUACAUUUCUGCGAUGGACAUUGUUCGCUUCCUGAGUACACCAGAGAUGCAUUACCUUGCUUGCAAGCGAUUGAACCGGGAGAAGCUGAUAUCAGUUCGAACAGCACAAUGCUGGCUGCAAAGGAUGGGUUACCGCUGGCAGAGGGAGAAGAAGGGGCAAUACACAGAUGGUCGUGAAUGCAAGGAUGUUGUCCAAUAUCGACAACAAGUGUUUCUGCCUGUGAUGGCUGAGUAUGAGAAAUCGAUGAGGAAAUGGGAUAAUGAAGGCAAACAAGAAGGGGCCAAUCUGCCUGCUGACCAACAUGUCGUUGUCUGGUUCCACAAUGAAUCAAUUUUCUAUGCACAUGAUCGGAGAAAGGUUUGCUGGGUUCAUGAUUCCGAGUCAGCAAAGCCAUAUGCCAAAGGCAAAGGAGCAUCACUUAUGAUCACUGACUUC
This is a messenger RNA of Cantharellus anzutake, 462 nucleotides long. RefSeq lists its product as uncharacterized. NCBI's taxonomy places the organism in Eukaryota, Fungi, Basidiomycota, Agaricomycetes, Cantharellales, Hydnaceae. The record is from RefSeq and is a predicted model, not a curated record. The annotation marks the transcript as partial. The transcript has 2 exons.